UAUUCCCGGGAUUCCACACAGGAAGAUCAGUGUUAUGAGGAUGAAGACCAAAUUUCUCAAGAAGAAAAUGUUGGGAAAAUACACCGGUCUCCAGCGAGCAGCCCAACUUAUGAAGAGGAGGACUUUGUUUCAGAAAUUAGAACAGAUGAGAAUGACAUCCGAGAACAUUCCAGUUGCCAUCUCCUCUUACCGCAGUAUUGUAAAGAAGAAGAUGACCUGUCAUAUGAUCCUUCAGAAGAACAUGACCUUAGCCCAGAGAUGUUUCCAGGAUUCAGCAAUUUGGAUAGAUCUCCAGAUGCUUCUAAUUCAGUGGAAUCUCCUAAUAAGUUACAUGCACUUCCUUUAAGGACUCACCAAGGGAUCUGCGGUGUGGACACCUUACCGGAUCCCUCUAAGCCUGAUGAAUAUUCUCCCCUUCAGUCAGACUCCAUUACCUUGAAUCUCCUUCCAGAACUGCAGAGUGUGGGCAGAUUUAUUGAUUGUUCUAAUCUCAUACAGUGUUCUCCCAUUAAAUCUGAGCCUACUACCUCAGAUAUCGAUUCAGUACCUUACAACACAGACAGGCAUCAGGCAGGAUUUCUGCACCACAACCAAAGCAGUAUCACACAAAGACUGGCACACAAAGGCCGCAGGACCUAUCAGUGUCCCGAAUGUGGCAAAAGCUUCAACCACAGUGGCAACCUUAUUGUACAUCGCAGAAUCCACACGGGUGAGAAGCCCUUUCAGUGUUCUCACUGUGGAAAAGCUUUCGCCCAUCGGUCAAACCUUGUCCAGCACCAGAUUGUGCACAGAGGACAGGCAUCAUUACCAUCUGUGGUGUAUAGGAAUGGCCUAAGAGGACAGGCACCAUUAUCAUCUACAAUGUACAAGAAUGGCCUAAGAGGACAACCAAUGCCACCA
Staurois parvus is the source of this 900-nucleotide messenger RNA. Lineage: Eukaryota; Metazoa; Chordata; Amphibia; Anura; Ranidae. The record is from the annotation of a GenBank genome assembly.